Molecule: messenger RNA, 146 nt
Organism: Dentiscutata heterogama
Lineage: Eukaryota; Fungi; Glomeromycota; Glomeromycetes; Diversisporales; Gigasporaceae
Source: the annotation of a GenBank genome assembly
GAGACCGAACAAAUCUGCUCAAGAAGAAAUCGCUAAUGGUUUGAAGUUGAAAAAAUCUGAAAGAGAAGAAAAGAAAACAGUCUCAAGAGCAGGAGAAAAAAGGAAGAAAACUAGAAAUAAAGAAGAUUUGGAACAAAAUAAAAGCA